Bolinopsis microptera is the source of this 1817-nucleotide messenger RNA. RefSeq lists its product as uncharacterized. The transcript is spliced from 2 exons. Bases 17 to 1357 code for a protein of 446 amino acids. Lineage: Eukaryota; Metazoa; Ctenophora; Tentaculata; Lobata; Bolinopsidae. Gene Ontology annotation, molecular function: protein binding. The record is from RefSeq and is a predicted model, not a curated record.
AUCUAAACAUAUCAGCAUGGACAUGGACGAGUCCAUCAGUUCCCUGUUCGAAGAGGUCUCACACGGUUACAACGAACGAAUGAACGAAUGCAGGGCACUCCUAGCAAAAGAAUCAGUACAAAUUUCCAAAUUUCUCAGAGAAGACCUUGAAAUACUCCUUGAAUUCACCGAAGCUGCCUGGGCAAAGUUUCAAGAGGAAUUCCAGCCUACAAUGAGUGAUGAUUCGUCACUCUCUGGGAUCAUGGUUAUUGACAAGUGGCAAGAAUCACGUUUCUCCCCGCACGCCUUGCUACACCACCUGACGGUCAUCAAGGAGAACGUGAAGCGAGUUGAGUGGUAUAUGGACGAUGCUAAAACUGAGGGGUUGGGAGUGUACCUAGGUGAUGAUAUAGAACAUUGUGCUGACUCCCCUCAAGAUGUUAUUGUGUCCUUUACUUUCAACACCUCCGCUUUUAAAAGCAAGGAUUUGAAGGAUGCCUUUGAUUGUCUCUGUAGACGUGAUUUCGAUUCAGCUUCAUCGCUUGCUUCUGGUGAACAAGAUGAGAAGAUAAACGAUCUGGUUAGCAUACUGAUUGUGUUUGAUUCGUUCGUUCUUUACUCCAAAGAAAACAGCAAAGAGUCCAACAAGAAAUUUGCCAUCUCCAAUGGUUCCGAGUGUCAUGAUGGAAGCCUUGCUUACACCAGCAUCUUCACAGUGGAUGGUGAGAAAUAUUUCGAGCUACCAGGAAAACCCAACAGGCCAGUCUACGUAGAUAAUUCUAAAACAUCCCAUUCCCUGAAAAUCAGUCUGAGCUCAACAGGUAACGGUGAACAGAAUGUUACCGGGUACAAACUAAUGGUUUACGAGGUUGGAGUGCUGAUCAGAUCAGUGCACCUUCCCAAAACUAGCUCCGCUUCACUACAGUUUCUUGUGGAAGACUUACAGCAGGGAAUGGAAUACUCGUUCAAAGUGCAGAGUGUUUCUCAAGCAGGAUGCUCACCUAAAAGUAUCAUGAGUGAGAAGAUACUGCUGGACGCUGCUGUCCCAGCUGGACAAUUUCACCAGGAGGAGGAAGAGGAGGGUUUUGUUAGUGAUUCAGGUUCAGAGCUGUCUCUAGAUGAGAUUGAUACAGAUGGUCCCCAGUUGGUUUCCUUCGCACGCACUCCAGGUUUCGGUAAACCAACCUUAAACCUUGGUUUCGGCAGCAGCAGUUCCAGAGAAUAUUCCAGCGGAAACAAAGGAGGAAGAAAUAACUUGUCCAAGAAGGGGUUAGAGAGGGAUAUUAAGAAAGAGUACGGGAACAAGAGAGACAAUAUGAGUCGGUCAGAAAGAUAUGAGAUUGAGAAGAAAAUGGGAAAGUCUCUAAACUUGCGUUAAAAGCAGAGAUUGAAUUAUGAGAUGCGUGUUAUAUCGAAAAAAGCUUGAGGGGCCUACCGAGAGGAUCUUUCUGAGGGGAGACUCAUACAAAUCAGUGACAGUGAACUCUUCAAGGCUCAAGCCCCAAAUUUUGUUAUGAUAAAAUGUCAAUCAAGUCGGCGCAUGCGUUAGUUUUUAAUUUCCCACAAGUGUAGUUGUACCUCAUCAGAGCAGUUAUAGAGUUAUAGGGUUAAUAUUUUAUUGUUUGAAUUAACUUUUCUACCUUAUUUUUAUCAUAGAUUUGUACCUACUUUUUUUAUUUCGUGAUGAUUUUUUGCAUGAGUUGGAAAAUUUCAAAGAUUAUUGUUGGAGCGUACUGCAGAUAUUGCACACUUUUUAUUUCAUGAAAACCGUCUAUUAAUCAGCUCGUUAAAAAUCGUUUGUUCGAAUUUUAUCUUUUGCUGUAUUUUUGGAUCGAUUA